AACUAUAUCAUUACCAAGGCUAGAACUUUGCGGAGCAGUUCUUCUGGCGAAUCUCGUGGAUGCAACACUACCCCAAUUAAGUAUAACCCAAUACCGUACUCACCUUUGGACGGAUUCCACAAUUGUUCUUUCAUGGCUUAGCAAACCCCCAUGUACAUGGACAACCUUUGUAUCCCACCGAAUUGCCACAAUCGCAGAAAAGGUUGGAACCAAAAAUUGGACUCACGUCGAAAGUCAAGACAACCCAGCAGAUCUAGCUACUCGCGGAAGCACACCUCUGGAAAUGGUUAAUAAUAACCUCUGGUGGCACGGACCCCAAUGGCUAACACUCGACCCAAUACACUGGCCAGUUACCAAAAAAUCAAGCGAUACAACACUGGAACUCCGGCCAAUCAAGACCUUCGUGAACACAACACAAGAGGAUAUCCUGGAUAGAUUCUCGUCCUUACCCAAAGCCAUUCGAGUUGUAGCAUAUUUGUUACGAUUCUGUUCGAAUGCGUCACCCAAUAAAACACAACAGUCAUACACGACGUUGGAAAUAACUCCAGAGGAGUUCAACACUACCCGCACGAAGCUAAUUAUUUUAUCCCAAAAGAAGUAUUUCCAAGAAGAGUAUGAAGCCUUAACCCAGAAAACCAGCAUACCCAAAAAAAGUACAAUUUUGACACUAAACCCUUUAAUCGAUCCCAAAGGAAUAAUGCGAGUUAAUGGUCGGUUGAGCAAUUCAGCGGCAUUAUCAUACAACGAACGUUAUCCGAUUAUAUUACCCUAUAGCAGUCGAUUAGCCAAACUACUCACCCAAUUUACCCAUCUAAUAACCCUUCAUGGCGGCAACCAGCUAGUCUUACGACUUAUGCGUUCGGAAUUCUGGAUACCGAAGCUGAAAACCCUCAUCAAGUCUACCAUUCAUCAGUGCAAAACUUGCGUUUUGCACAAAAAGCGUAACACUACUCAGAUUAUGGCAGCACUACCCGCAGAACGUACCACCUUAACCCGUCCAUUCGCAGCAACAGGAAUCGAUUUCGCCGGUCCCUAUGACAUAAAAAAUUACACCGGCAGAGCAUGUCUGAUCACAAAAGGUUAUGUAUGCGUAUUUGUUUGUUUUGCAACCAAAGCAAUACAUCUAGAGCCAGUAAGUGAUCUCACCACCAACGCAUUCAUGGCCGCAUUCGCACGUUUCUUUUCCAGGCGCGGAUGUCCCGCCGAUCUCUAUUCGGACAAUGGAACUAAUUUCGUUGGAGCGUCUAAACUUUUAAUCAAAGAUCGGCGAGAAUUCAUGAAAUCAUUAAAAAUUUAAGUAACAACUAGUGAAGCACACCAAAACAUCAACUGGCACUUUAAUCCUCCAGGAGCUCCACACAUGGGUGGACUCUGGGAAGCAGGAGUGAAAAGUUUAAAGAGCCACUUGAAAAAGGUGUCUCAGAACCAGAAAUUCACUUUCGAAGAACUAGCAACCCUUUUAACCCGAAUCGAAAGUUGCUUGAAUUCUCGCCCUUUAAGCCCAUUAAGUGAAGACCCAACAAAUUUAGAACCUUUAACUCCAGGUCAUUUCUUAAUAGGUACCCCUUUAUUAAUCCCAGCAGAACCCAACUUAGAAGAUGCACAUCUAAGCAUCGCACAAAGAUGGCAGAAACUGAAGAUACUCCAUCAACACUUCUGCAAACGAUGGAAAGAAGAAUAUUUGAAAGAACUCCACAAAAGAUAUAAGUGGAAAUACCCUCAACGCAACAUAGACGUUAACGAUAUGGUAGUUAUACGUCAAGAAACUCUACCCCCAAAUGAGUGGAGACUUGGUCGCAUCGAAAAAACGUAUCUCGGUGCAGACAAUAAAGCAAGAUGACAUGGCCCCUCAAAGCAGUACGAAGUCAAUUUGCAGCCGCCAAAGCAGCCCCACAUUCACUGUGCGAUCACUCAGCGUGACCCGUGGCAUCAGCCCACUCUCCGACGAAGGAACCCUGGCAAGACGCCUUCAUCGCUUCAAAGCGACCUUUUCCCCCAUUCGAGAGGAGCGAGGAAAUACGCAUCGCACGACCCGCGGUACUACAAGCCGUUCCUCUAUCAGAGAAGAACGAGGAAGUACCCAUCGCACAGCCCGGCGUACUAUCAGCCGUUCAUCAAAGCGAACACACAAACACGUCGCCUGUGGAUU
This is a messenger RNA of Bactrocera neohumeralis, 2149 nucleotides long. RefSeq lists its product as uncharacterized. Gene Ontology annotation, molecular function: nucleic acid binding. The record is from RefSeq and is a predicted model, not a curated record. The transcript has 2 exons. NCBI's taxonomy places the organism in Eukaryota, Metazoa, Arthropoda, Insecta, Diptera, Tephritidae. Gene Ontology annotation, biological process: DNA integration. Bases 284 to 1297 code for a protein of 337 amino acids.